AUGACAACCUGCUCUCCUGAGACCGUUUCAGAUAUAAAUGCACUAUCAGAGUACUUGAGUGACCCUCAGUUAGACAACCUCUCUUCUGCACCCCCGGUGGACUGUAUGAUAAUAUGCGCUUCGCAAGUCCUUUUCGGAGCUGAAACAAUUUUCCACUCCCUCGAGCAAAGACCAGAUCUUACAAAAUCCCUGGUGCUUUGCGGCGGCAUUGGCCACUCAACGAAACUACUCUACGCCGCUGUCCGGCGCCAUCCUCGCUACUCGAACCUCGCCAAAUCAAUCGAAGGACUGCCAGAGGCUCGGGUGCUAGAAAGAAUUCUGGAUGGAUUCUUCGAUCGUAACAGGAUUACCGCGCAGGGAUGCCAUAUUCUCAUUGAAGAUCAAUCUACCAACUGUGGGCAGAACGCCUUGUUUAGUCGCCGCGUGCUUGAGCAGGCAGGUUUCCGAGAACCGAAAUCGGGCAUCAUCAAUCAAGACCCGACGAUGAUGCUGAGAACGAAGGCUUCUUUUGAAAUGGUCUACAGCGAUAUGUUGUCCAAAGUCUCGUUCCACAGCUUGCCGGGAUUUGUUCCAAAGGUACGAUUAUCGGACAACGGCCUUUUGGCGUAUAAGCAUACGGAAGGUAUACCUGGGUUGUGGGGACUAGAUCGGUUUAUUGAAUUACUUUUGGGAGAAAUACCAAGAGUCAGAGAUGAUGAAGAAGGUUAUGGUCCACGCGGGCGUGGUUUCAUAUCUCAUGUUGACCUGCCAGCUGAUAUCGAGCUGGCGUGGACCCGGUUACGGGUUAUAUUCGAACACCAUAGACUUAGAUGA
Molecule: messenger RNA, 813 nt
Organism: Aspergillus puulaauensis
Lineage: Eukaryota; Fungi; Ascomycota; Eurotiomycetes; Eurotiales; Aspergillaceae
Product: YdcF family protein
Exons: 1
Coding region: 1-813 (270 amino acids)
Cellular component (GO): plasma membrane
Source: RefSeq, a predicted model, not a curated record